This is a messenger RNA of Nilaparvata lugens (brown planthopper), 1633 nucleotides long. Its product is annotated as oocyte zinc finger protein XlCOF7.1. NCBI's taxonomy places the organism in Eukaryota, Metazoa, Arthropoda, Insecta, Hemiptera, Delphacidae. Gene Ontology annotation, molecular function: RNA polymerase II cis-regulatory region sequence-specific DNA binding; DNA-binding transcription factor activity. Gene Ontology annotation, biological process: regulation of transcription by RNA polymerase II. The transcript has 4 exons. The coding region runs from base 314 to 1552 and encodes 412 amino acids. The record is from RefSeq and is a predicted model, not a curated record.
GGAUACCAUAUUCAAAGCUCUGAUUGGCCGAAGAUGAACUAGACGUCGACAGCAACAUGUCGAGGAAAGAAAUAUCGAGGUCGAAACUUUGAGUUUGUUAUUGUAUUUUUGUAGGCUAGGUUAACCUAAAAUCUAUGUAAAUGCUAUGACUGAUAGUUUUAUUUUGUAAUAAUUAUACUUUCAAUCAACAUAAAACUUUUAAUUACUUUUAAGUUAGUAAAUGUCAUUGAAUAUUUUUGAAUGAAUUUUCAAGAGGAAAUCAAAGUUGAAUCAAAAGCUAACGGGCAUUUAAAAGGUUGAUGAAUCUUCCAACAUGGAACAAGAAGUAGUAUUCAUUAAACUGGAACCUGACAAUUUUGAUGAUUUACAAGAUAGUGACAAUGAUAGUGAAACAGACUUGUAUCAAGAUCCAGAUAGUUUGGACAUGACAGCAGCUGAGGAGCCCGUGGACUCAUCGUUUUCUCCGUUGAGUGCUGAGGAUUUAGUUUCAUGUGUUCUAAAUGGUGAAAUUAGUGACUCCACAUGGACAGUGGAAAAUUCAAAAAGUAAUGAGGAAUUAAUAAACGAAAACUAUGAAACAGUGGAUUUGGUCAUCAAAACAGAAGUCAUCGAUAGUGGAUUUAAUCAAAUUGAAACAGAAGAAAUUGAUGGCUUUGAUGUGACUGAUGAAGAGAAGAUCGUUAAUGAAAUAGUUGAUGGGAGGAAAAUGUGUACACUUUGUAAUAAAUCGUUUGCGACCAAGUUUUACAAACGUCACAUGCGUGCUCAUAAGCGGAAAAAGUUAUUGACGUGUAGUGUAUGUAAUAAUUAUAGUAGUUUGAGUAGUGUCGAAAUGGACGUGCAUAUGCGAAAACACUAUGGGCCUGCUUUUCGCUGCAGUGAAUGUGAGUACAUAUGUGACGAAUCUUUCAAACUCAAACGGCAUAUGGUGAUUCACACAAAGGAGGCUCCAUUCAAGUGUUCUCAGUGUGAGUAUUCUUGUUUUCAAAGUAAUAAACUCCAAUCCCACAUGUUGGUUCAUAGUGAUGAGGGAGUAUUCAAGUGUACAUUUUGUAGCUUUAGUACUGUUGAUCAUGCUAGUUUUCAACGUCAUACGAAAACGCACUCUCAUGAGAAAAAGUUUUGUUGCACUGAAUGUGAAUACAUUUGCUUUAGAAACUCGAAACUAAAGCAGCACAUGUUAACUCAUACUGGUGAAAAACCUUUUAAAUGUUCUGAAUGUGGUCAUGGUGCCACUCAAUUGGUUCAUCUUAAGCGACACAUGUUGACACAUAGCGAGAGAAAAAAUUAUCAGUGUACACUCUGCGAUUAUAGUACGUUCGAUUUUCAACAAUUCAAAGGUCAUAACACGAAAACGCACCAGAUAGGAGCGUUGCAUCAAUGUACAGUGUGCGAUUUCAGCAGUGCGCAGCUGUACAAACUGAAAAGGCAUAUGUUUAUACAUACGGGCGAAAAGCCUUACACAUGUGAACUGUGUCCUUACAGCUCUUCACAGAAGGCGCAUAUUAAGCGUCAUAUCAUGUUAAAACAUUCUGAUGAACGAAAACCUUGAGCUAAUUUUUUUAACUUUCACAAAUAGAGAGCUAUUUUAAUUGUUAAUCAAAUAAAAAGAUUUUAUGAGUGUUGAAAUUAA